AUGCUCAACGUCAUGAAAUAUUUAUUUUUGGAUUCAGUCGGGGUGCCUGUAAGUCCUCAUACCUGCCGCCGCCCAUUUUUCAGGAACGAUCCCAGGCCUAAUCAACAUUUAGUUAUCUCGAGGGCAUUGGCAUCCUUCAUCCAAUAUGUUGGCCUGAUAAAAGCAGAAUUUUUCGAUAAGGAUGAGAACAACGAUACUGUCUUCCAGGCCAAGUUCAAGGAACUCCUGCAGCAAUACGCUUCAAUUACCAAGUGGUCGUACAUUGGUACCAAGAAGCCCGUUAAAAAUCGAAAGUGUAAGCUGCUCCCAUUCUGCGUUCAAUCACCCCGCGUUCGACUGCUAGGCGCUUUUGACACUGUCAAGACUGUGAUACCGCUCCCUGUCACCAACUAUCUAAGCCAUGGUGUAUCAAAUAUUGAUUUUGAAAUGGACGCCCCUGGCAUCGUGGACCACUUCCGGCACGCCCUUGCACUUAACGAAGCGCGUCCGUUGUUUAACCCUGACCUCUGGAAAUCUGACGCCGAUUCAGCAGAUAGUAGCUAUCUGGAAGCGUGGUUCUUUGGUUACCAUCAUGACAUUGGUGGUGGUCGCAAGGUGCAGGGUCUGGCAUUGUGGCCUCUGCAAUGGAUUCUUCAAGCCGCCAAAGACUACGGACUCGCCCUCGAUCCUGAGGUGGAACCCUACGAUAUCUUGUUUACCGGCGAGGAUAAUGUCAUUCAAACUCCGCAUGAUAUUGCAAUGAAGAUGUUCGACAUGAUCAAGCACCACACGGCGACUCGAGCGUGGGGCCUGGCGCUCAACAUGCCUGGUUCAUACAUGUCGUCAGAGCCCAGGAACUACCUUGAAUAUCUCACGACGCCACCAUAUCUCAAAAUAUUAAAACCGAAGGUGUUUCUGCAUCCCUCUGCAUACUUGGUCUUUGAUGGUACGAUACCAUGGUGGGAGAAGCAGACAGUGAAUGGUAUUUUGGGGGCGGGUUCGAGUGCAGUACAGCGCCUGAAUCUACUGGUGAUCGGAAAACCAGGCAUGGGAAAGUCGGAAUUGAUUGGAAGGGUCUUUGGUAAUGUUCAAAAGACAAAACAUGAUAUCAACACACCCAUCGGAAUCCCUGAUAAUGACCAAGUACGGAUAUAUCUCUCUAAUGGGUUUGGUGAAGGCGGCAGUGAUGACCGUGCUCGCAUCGAGGCAUUUCUUGAACAGCACCGCAAUACCGCCGAUGUUCGGGAGCAGAUCCACGCCAUGUGGUACUUCCUCGACUGCUCUCAAAAGAAAGUUCCCUCAUCAGAAAAGGAGUUUUUUGAAAUGAACUUUGGUCAAAUUCCUAUUUUGGUGGUUCUCAGGAACGAGGACAAGCUACUGAACCAGAUCAAGCAAAUCCUUGAUCGGGAUUUCAGCUCCGAGAUCGAUAUCCUAGCUGAGCUUAAUGACGCGAUCGAGAAUAUAAAAAUACAAUGUCAACGUCUACCGGCCCGCACUUAUGUUAGUGCUCAGGGUACUCUGGACACGCCAAAGAACCUCCUCAUAGAGACUUCAAUGAACCUGGAGAACGAAGCUGUCCAUGUAGCACAGAUCAAAGCACAGCGUAUCGAGCUUAAGCCCAAGAUUUCGUUGGCGACCCAGGAAAGCAUGCGAGCAUACACCAUUUGGCACAGCUUCAAGUUUGGUGGGAAGAGGUUCAACUUCAAUCGCGAUGAGAAACCCGAGGGAAGGAAGAUGUCAAUGAUGCUUAUGGUGCCUGUCCUUGAAAGCUUUAAUGUUCGGUUCGCCGGAGACGCCGCACUAAUCAAGUCUCUCAUCGGGAGACCCUGGGAUGCCAUCGACCAGUACAUGAAUGGGCUAUGGGAUGAUACCCUUCCAGCGGACCUUAUCCUGGCAUGCAUGCUAGAUACCGUACUCAUCAUGGCAUAUGCCCUGUUACAUCAAGAAAUUGAUGGGAGGCUCAAGAGUCGCAGAGACAACGCACAGCCCUUAUCCGCAUCAGAUAUUAAAAACGGUUGUGAGUGGUACACAACACCAAAGGAGAACAGGCAGGCAGUGACUCAUGCAAAGAUCAAAGAGUUGCUGGCCGAGGAUGGAUCUCCGAAAGACUCCUCCAUUGCCAAUUUUCAGAUGAAGAUCAUCGAAACUGUGGAGCUCCAGUCAGAUGCCGCCAAGGAGGACCCAUUAACUUCAGCGGUCACGAAAGGUACGACAGCGGUCAUGAAAGGUACGACAGCGGUCGUGAAAGGUACGACAGCGGCCAUUGGAGGUGCCACAGCCGCCAUCGCAGAUGCGACAAUCGCCAUUGGUGGUGCGACAUUCGCCAUUGGGGGCGCGACAGGGGCUAUGAUGGGAUAUGCGACAGGGGCGAUUAUGGGAGGUGCGACAGGGAUCUUUGGAGGUGCGGUCAAGAAUAUGAAGGGUAUAAGGAAGGGUCUUUUUAGAUGA
Molecule: messenger RNA, 2427 nt
Organism: Morchella importuna
Lineage: Eukaryota; Fungi; Ascomycota; Pezizomycetes; Pezizales; Morchellaceae
Exons: 6
Coding region: 1-2427 (808 amino acids)
Source: RefSeq, a predicted model, not a curated record